AAUUUGUCAUAUAUAGAGAAAGUAAAUAUUUUCAGCAAAAGAAAUAUAUUUAUACUAGGCUCUUUUUUAGGCUCGUAAUCUGUGAUCAGCUGCUGAGUAAACACACAGAUCGAAGAUGUCAACAAAUGCAGAAAAAGUUACAGAACUUCGAGAAAGAGGAAAUGAGUGCAUGCGUGCGAAUAACUAUGCAGAGGCAGUUUUGCACUAUUCACACGCCAUCAAACUUGACAGUAGCUCACCACAGUUAUAUAGCAAUCGUUCCUAUGGGUUCCUGAAACUGCAACAUUUCUACCAUGCACUCGAAGAUGCAAAUGAGGCGAUCAGGUUGGAUCCAAAUUGGGCUAAGGGAUAUUUUCGCAAAGCAGAGUGUGGAGUUUUGCCACCAAGCACUAUGAGGAUGCGCUCGAAUGUUACAGGUGUGCAUCACAACUGCAGAAGGAUUCCCCACUACUCGAAUGUAUAUUGAGAGCCAGACAA
Molecule: messenger RNA, 477 nt
Organism: Penaeus vannamei (Pacific white shrimp)
Lineage: Eukaryota; Metazoa; Arthropoda; Malacostraca; Decapoda; Penaeidae
Source: RefSeq, a predicted model, not a curated record